Peronospora matthiolae is the source of this 222-nucleotide messenger RNA. The record is from the annotation of a GenBank genome assembly. Lineage: Eukaryota; Oomycota; Peronosporomycetes; Peronosporales; Peronosporaceae.
AUGGAGAUCGAUGCAAUUGAGUCGUCGGGUGACCGACGACGCGCUACAGCCUACAAGGGCGACGUCCGAGGCGGACGUCAGAUGAUCUGCUUUCGAUGCCGAAAGCCAGGACAUCGCGCGGCUGAAUGCCGCGCGCCAGCACCGAUGUCGGUGCAUGCGACGGACACCCAUCAUGAGGGAGGUGCUCCGAUCAGUCGUCCAAAAAAUGGACGAGACCAGUAG